This is a messenger RNA of Chionomys nivalis (European snow vole), 3723 nucleotides long. RefSeq names its product cytochrome P450 2J3-like. Gene Ontology annotation, molecular function: heme binding; iron ion binding; oxidoreductase activity, acting on paired donors, with incorporation or reduction of molecular oxygen, reduced flavin or flavoprotein as one donor, and incorporation of one atom of oxygen. The record is from RefSeq and is a predicted model, not a curated record. NCBI's taxonomy places the organism in Eukaryota, Metazoa, Chordata, Mammalia, Rodentia, Cricetidae. Gene Ontology annotation, cellular component: intracellular membrane-bounded organelle; cytoplasm. The transcript has 9 exons. Gene Ontology annotation, biological process: xenobiotic metabolic process. The coding region runs from base 146 to 1654 and encodes 502 amino acids.
CUCUGGCUUUAGGGCCUCCAAGAAAUGUGGAGGGGUGUGAUCGGAAGUGGACUGGAGUAGAUUAUUUGAGAGCGCUAUAAGAUUAGGAGCCCUGAGCCUCAGCUCAGACCCUGAUUCCUCUGAAGAGUCCACUUGGAUACCAACCAUGUUCGCUGCCGCGGGCUCCCUGGUGACCGCCAUCUGGGCAGCGCUCCAUCUCCAGACACUCUUGCUGGCUCUUGUCACCUUUCUGUUCCUGGCCGACUACUUCAAAAGCCGGCGCCCCAAGAACUACCCGCCAGGUCCGCAACGCCUGCCCUUCAUAGGCAACAUACUGCAGUUGGACAUGGAAAAGCCGGACCUGGCGGUCCAGGAGUUUGUGAAGAAGUAUGGGAAUGUUAUGAGUCUGGAUUUUGGAAUCAUGUCUUCAGUGAUUGUAAGCAGUCUGCCUUUAAUCAAAGAAGCCUUUACUCACCUGGAAGAAAACUUUAUGAGUCGCCCUCAAUUUCCUAUGCAAAAACAUGUCUUUAACAAAAGCGGACUGAUCUUCUCCAGUGGCCAGACAUGGAAGGAGCAAAGAAGGUUCGCACUGAUGACUCUGAGGAACUUUGGGCUGGGAAAGAAGAGCUUAGAGCAGCGCAUACAGGAGGAAGCCCAGCACCUUGUGGGGGUCAUAAAAGAGGAGAAAGGACAGUCUUUUGACCCUCACUUCAAGAUCAACAAUGCUGUUUCCAAUAUCAUUUGCUCCAUCACCUUUGGUGAGCGCUUUGAGUACCAUGACAGUCAGUUUCAGGAGCUGCUGAGGUUACUGGAUAAGGCCACGAAUUUGACUUCCUCAAAGAUGGUCCGACUCUAUAAUAUCUUCCCAUGGAUAAUGAAAUAUCUUCCGGGAUCACACCAAACAACAAUGAUUACCUGGAGACAACUGAAAUCAUAUGUUUCUGAUAUAGUUGAAAAUCACCUCAGAGACUGGAACCCUGAUAAGCCGAGAGACUUCAUUGAUGCUUUUCUCACGGAAAUGACAAAGCACCCCGACAAAACUACUACAAGUUUCAAUAAAGAAAGCCUCAUCUGCAGCACUAUAGACCUUUUCCUUGCUGGAACAGAGACAACAUCUACAACCCUGCGCUGGGCUCUGCUCUACAUGGCUCUCUACCCCAAAGUCCAAGAAAAAGUCCAGGCUGAAAUUGACAGAGUGAUCGGCCAAGAGAAGCAGCCCAGCCUGACUGACCGAGACUCCAUGCCCUACACCAAUGCCGUUGUCCAUGAGGUACAGAGAAUGGCAAAUAUCAUCCCUCUAAAUGUUCCCAGGGAAGUGACAGUUGACACUAUGCUGGCAGGAUUCCACCUGCCAAAGGGCUCCAUUCUCCAUACCAAUUUGACUGCACUGCACAUGGAUCCCAAAGAAUGGGCCACCCCAGAUAUCUUCAAUCCAGAGCACUUUUUGGAGAAUGGAGCCUUUAAGAAGAGAGAAUCUUUUCUGCCUUUCUCAAUGGGAAAGCGAGCUUGCCUCGGAGAACAAUUGGCCAGGUCUGAGCUCUUUAUUUUCUUCACUGCUCUUGUGCAAAACUUUACUUUCAAGCCGCCAGUCAAUGAGAAGCUGAGCCUGAAGUCUAGAUUUGGCAUCACUGUUUCCCCAGUCAGUCACCAUCUCUGCGCUGUCCCUAGACUGUGAAGUCAGAGACAGAAAGAGAAAGGAGAACAGGAACUACCUAGCAAUCCUCUGAGCCAUUGGAGCUGCUCAUAUGUGAAGGGAGAGAGGGAAAGAUGGGAAGAUUAGGCUACGGUUAUUGGAUCAAUGUCAUGAACUGUUGUGUCCUGUAAAUUGGUGGUGGAUACGUCACUUAUAAAUCAUUUCAUCUAAGAGUUGCAAAGAGAAUGAUAGUUCCUUCUGUAUAGAAAGUGUUGUAAAUAUGAAAGGUGGGUUAGAGACAGCAUGGAAAUCACUAAAGUCAUAUCAUAAAUUGUACCUUGUUCGCUUCCUGCCUCCUUCAUAAAUGUGCACUUGCUUCUAGAUGUUAAAUUGUUUUAUUUGAAAGUGGUACAGAGAUCUCUUCUUCAUCUCAUAGCCUGUGGAGGCUUGCUGAGAACAGAACUUAUAUACACUUCUUUCUGGAAAGGUGUACUUUAAGGUCAUUUUCUUAGCUGUCAGUGGACUCUCCAAAACUGAAGAGAGUACAAGGUUCUCCUAAAAAUUUAAGGUGCCUAAGAUGAGAGCAAGUUUUACUUAGGAAAUAGACCUGCUUCUGUGCACAAUGGAUACAUAUUUCCCAAAAUGAUUCUUAUUAUACUCAAGUGCCCCCACGGUGCCAGUUUAUGCCAUUAAAUUUAUAAGGUGGCAUUGGUCUACAAUCUGGAAUAUGUAAUUUACCAGAUAUUGUUCCAUGGUGUGGUGAGAGACAUAUGUUCCUGUUCAUAUGUUCACCCAGGCACACAGUUAAUUUUUUUUUACUCAAAAUAGAGCUGAAAAUUACUUGUGAAAUGAAGGGUAUCAGGAAAAGGCACACUGAAAAGUCUCUGUUCUGCACUGUGGAUGGAUGUUUAAAAGAAAUCCCAUACUAGCUCAGAACUGUGAAAUAGAUGGUUAUUUAUUUAGGAGUAGACUCAUAAAUCAGAAUCCUCUGUUGAACAGGCAUCAGAAAACAAAUCCUGCAACUGGAACAAAGAGGCUGGAAAGGAGGCCGGACAUGUACUCUACAGUGGCAUAUAUAGUAUACGAGGCCAAGCCCCAGUGGGCCUGUAACCACUAUCUGUAAGAUUUCCUAUAACACCUCCACAUUUUGUUUAAAUAAUAGAGUUCUAAACCUAAUACAAAAUUAUUUACAAUAAGAACAAAUAUAUUCAAUAAUUAUCCUAUCCUAACUACUAUAAUAAAUAACUUGGUCAAGUCAUGAGAAAAAGUAACUACAACUAUCUAGUCUUUAAUCCCAUCGAAGUCCGAGAAAGAAACUAAUAUUACUUGAGUAAACAGGAAGUGCAAUCAAGUAAGUUCCAAAAUGUACAACAAAUGACAGAGACAGCUGGCUACCUGGGCAAUCACCCAAAGUCUCAUUUGCAAAAUUGAAGCAAUCAACUUUGGCUAAGGCCUAGAAUAACUGACAUACCAUUUUCAAAGGCAAGAAAUUUUUCAAAACUGUAUUAUCCUGUAUUGGCAAGAUUUGACAAUCCUGCUUAUCUAUUUCCGGAUAUCAUGUAUCUUGUCAGUAGUUUAGGUAUGGGCAUUUCUUUGCCCAAAGGCCAGUUUUGCCAAGAAGAAAACAAACUCCAAAUGGAAUGUCAUUGGUGCUCAACAUUCUCUCAGGAGUAGAUCAGUGCUGCCAGGAGCAAUUGUGUCUCACUUCAACAGAACCCUAAGUUAGUUAAAUGCCAUAUUCUACAGCAGUUUGAAGUGGUUGAAGAUUACCUAUUUAUGCAGAAUAUAAUCUCUAUAUUAUAAGAAACUGAUUAGUCUAACUAUAAGUAUGACAGAGAUGACUAUUAAUCUAUAAUCCUUAAUACCUAUAUAACUUAAAGACUAAGACUUUAUAUUAGAAUAUUAUAAACAAUCGUGUAACAAAUGAGAACAAGGACCUCAAAAUGUAAACAAUGUAUAAGUAUCUUGAUCAGAGGUAGAAAUGUACAUUGCAAUAUGAUAAAUAUAUAUCAAUCUAAAAAAUGUUUUAAGCAGAGGUAGAAGCAUGCAUGCAUACAAUAUUCAAUGUAAUUUAACUUUGUAUCAAUAUACAAGAAUCUAUACCAAUAAAA